AUGAACAUCUCUCGUGUACUGUGUGCCAUCUUGGCACCCACUCUUGUAUCCGCGGCAGCCUUUGCGAUCCCAGAACCAACACAACCUGUUGCUCCAGCAGCAGACAACUGGAGUCCCGCACCAACAGCAGCACCGCAGCUUGGCUUCCACCUCUUCGGCCGCGAAGCUCAGCACGCAAGCCAGGACAACACAUGCGGCUACGUCUCCGGGCUGUCGGCAUCCUCAAUAACAUGCCCAAAUUCAAAAGCGAUAUGUGCGACAAACACCUUCUUCGGCGUGCACGGGUGCUGCGAUCCCUCCGCCCUCUCCUCGUGCACAAUCGCCACGACAUGCAUCCCGUCGACGGCCAUGAGCUCCCUCUGCACAGACGACGCGUGUUCGUCCAACAACGCAAUCGCAAAAUGCACAGCGCCCGCUAGCCCGGCGUGCUACCGCUGGCUGUUCGCCUACGAGAGCACGACCAUGACGCAGCACGGCUGCGCAGCAAGUGGCUUCACCAGCACCGCGCAGCGCAGCUACGGGCCCUCGAGCACCAGCACCCCGAGUCCGCUCGUCGUCACCGUCACCGCCUCAGCCACGCCCUCGGCCAGCCCCAGCGCCGACAACGAGCCCAAGCAAUCCCUCGGCCCCAUCAUCGGCGGCACGGUCGGCGGCUGCAUCAUCGUCUCCCUCGUCGCCCUCGCUGCCUUGUUCAUCCACCGCCGCCGCCGCCGCCGCGCUGCCAACCACUCCCGCCCACCACCCUCGCGCCCCCACCACAACAGCCCUGAGUUCCACCCCGGCGGCUUCCCCGCCGCCGCGUGGAACGAACAGGACUUCAAGACGUGGCAGCGACCGGACAUGCCGUGCUUGGGUGUCAGCGAAGUGCACGGCGAGGACCGCGCCGUCGAGGUUGAAGCGCCGGAGAAGAGCAAGGUGGGGGUUUGGCACGCCUCAUGUCCAGCGGCGGCGGUCGAGGUUGAAGCGCUGGGGAGGGAGAAAGGGUGGCGGCCCUGGCAGGGGAUCGUCGAAGCGCCUUCGUGA
Ascochyta rabiei is the source of this 1023-nucleotide messenger RNA. RefSeq lists its product as uncharacterized. Bases 1 to 1023 code for a protein of 340 amino acids. NCBI's taxonomy places the organism in Eukaryota, Fungi, Ascomycota, Dothideomycetes, Pleosporales, Didymellaceae. The record is from RefSeq and is a predicted model, not a curated record. The transcript is spliced from 2 exons.